This is a messenger RNA of Ziziphus jujuba (common jujube), 1509 nucleotides long. Its product is annotated as alpha-galactosidase 1. Gene Ontology annotation, molecular function: hydrolase activity, hydrolyzing O-glycosyl compounds. Gene Ontology annotation, biological process: carbohydrate metabolic process. The record is from RefSeq and is a predicted model, not a curated record. The transcript has 15 exons. NCBI's taxonomy places the organism in Eukaryota, Viridiplantae, Streptophyta, Magnoliopsida, Rosales, Rhamnaceae. Bases 140 to 1333 code for a protein of 397 amino acids.
CUACAUGUCCCAUAAUCCACAGUCCAUGUAAUAAUAUAAAUAUUGUAAGAAAUUACUCUGCCACUGCUCUGAUUUGGUUUUGGAUACCACAAAAAUAGUGAGUUCUUUUUGAGCAGCAGCAGCAGAGAAAGUAGUGAAGAUGAAGACACUGAGUGUAAUGUUUGUGAUACUAUGUUUAAUGGUAAUGGGUGUCUCUGCAAGAGAUGUGCAAGACCAACAGCUGAGAAGAAAUCUGCUUGCUAAUGGUCUUGGUAAAACUCCUCCAAUGGGGUGGAAUAGUUGGAAUCAUUUCAGCUGCAACAUUAAUGAGAAAAUGAUCAGAGAAACUGCUGAUGCUUUGGUUUCCACUGGUCUUUCCAAACUUGGAUAUACCUAUGUUAAUAUAGAUGAUUGCUGGGCCGAAAUACAUCGUGAUGCGAAGGGUAAUCUUAUUCCAAAGAAGUCAACAUUUCCAUCUGGUAUUAAAGCUCUUGCAGACUAUGUCCAUAGCAAAGGUCUCAAGUUAGGAAUAUAUUCUGAUGCAGGGUAUUUUACUUGUAGCAAAACCAUGCCUGGUUCACUUGGUCAUGAAGAACAAGAUGCCAAAACCUUUGCUUCAUGGGGUAUUGAUUAUUUGAAGUAUGAUAACUGCAACAAUGAUGGCUCAAAACCAACUGUAAGGUACCCUGUAAUGACCCGAGCUCUUAUGAAAGCAGGUCGCCCUAUCUUUUUCUCCCUAUGUGAAUGGGGGGAUCUGCAUCCUGCUUUAUGGGGUGCUAAGUUAGGAAAUAGCUGGAGAACUACAAAUGACAUUUCUGAUAAUUGGGACAGUAUGCUGUCUAGAGCUGAUAUGAAUGAGAUAUACGCAGAGUUUGCAAGGCCAGGUGGUUGGAAUGAUCCCGACAUGCUUGAAGUGGGAAAUGGAGGGAUGACUAAAAAUGAAUACAUAGUGCAUUUUAGUCUGUGGGCCAUUUCCAAGGCUCCUCUUCUUCUUGGUUGUGAUGUGAGAAACGUGACAAAAGACACAAUGGAGAUUAUUACCAACAAAGAGGUCAUUGCUGUUAACCAAGACUCACUUGGUGUCCAAGCCAAAAAGGUUAGAAUGGAAGGGGAUCUUGAGAUUUGGGCAGGACGUCUUUCAGGGUACAGAGUUGCUGUUGUUCUACUGAAUCGUGGCCCUUGGCGGAACUCGAUUACAGCUGAAUGGGAUGACAUUGGAAUUCCCCCUAAAAGUCUUGUGGAAGCCAGAGAUGUUUGGGAGCACAAGACUUUGAAGACAAAAUUUGUCGGAAACUUAACGGCAACUGUGGAUCAACAUUCAUGCAAAAUGUAUGUGUUGAAGCCAGUUUCUUGAUCAGUAUGACCAAAAGUGCGGUCUCUUCUUCCAUUUGUGCUCGUUUUCGAUGCUUGGUCACCUGAUGUCACUGCAGUGACAUUUUAACAAUUUGUUUUGUCUGGUGAACAUGCUGCAAAAAACCUGUAUGAAAUUUUAUAAUAAUGUUGCGGGUCAAAAAAGCUUUUCUUUUUAUA